Messenger RNA from Aplysia californica (California sea hare), 2441 nucleotides. RefSeq names its product homeobox protein cut-like 1. NCBI's taxonomy places the organism in Eukaryota, Metazoa, Mollusca, Gastropoda, Aplysiida, Aplysiidae. The record is from RefSeq and is a predicted model, not a curated record. Gene Ontology annotation, molecular function: DNA-binding transcription factor activity, RNA polymerase II-specific; DNA binding. Gene Ontology annotation, biological process: regulation of DNA-templated transcription.
GCACACCGGCGUCGUAAAAGCAGCAUGGAGGACCGAUGCUUCGACUCACCCACCCAGCCCAAGCGGCCGCGGGUUUUCUUCACGGAGGACCAGAAGGAUUCGCUGCGCCAGGCGUACGCCCAGGACCCCUACCCCAACCAGAGUACCAUCGAGAGCCUGGCCAAAAGCCUCAACGUGGGCGUGAAAACGGUCAUCAACUGGUUCCACAACCACCGCAUGCGGGCCAAGCAGCAGCACCAUACAGGCACGGGUUCGAACCCUGGUGGGGGCGGUGGUGGGACGGGGAGCAACGACCCCUCCAUCAAGUCGGAGCCGGACGAGAGCUCCAACCAGAGCGACAUGUCCAGCGUGUCGGGCGAGGUCAGCGCCAACUCUACUCCCGUCACCGGCAGCCAUUACUUCCACGGGGGUAUGGCUCCGGCCGACCUGAACCAGUGGAUGUUCCCGCAGUUUGAGGCGGUGCCCCUCAUCCAUAAAGUGCCUUCGUCCAUCACCGACGACGAUAACGGGGAGGAUAAUAAGGAGAACAACGUCGAGCUCGCGGACGACGACGAAAUGGACGAGCCAGACGGAAUGGAUACCAGUAGCUGUUCCGCUGCGGCCAGCAGCAGUAAUAACAAUAACAACAACAACAAUAAUACCAAAGAGAAAGAGGGGAUGGAGAGAAAUGAGGAAGGGGAGGAGGGAGAAGGUUCAAGAAGUGCCGCCACCGCUGGUGGUAGUCGUGACUACAAGGGGGACAACCACAGGGAUGGUUCGGCGGAGAAUCGGGGCAGUAACCCCCCACCAGCAGUGCCUGGCGUUGCGACGCCUGUCGUUGGCGGCAGUGUCAACAAACGAAAACGCUCCAACCCACAGAGGGUCUUUGAGGGAGCCCAGCUGGACCGAACGGCCAGCUCUGAGAAACUGCAGCUUCGCAACGAAGCCAUCGAGGAGAGCUUGGAAGGGGAGGAGGAGGAGGACGGCAAUUUUGAACGUCCUGCCGAGGGUGGUGGUGGUGGUCGUGCGUCUGCAGAUUCACUUAGUAUUUCCGCCUCGAGAGAUGCUACGCUCUGCGUAGAAAUAAACGGUAGCACUAGCGGAGGUAGUGGCGGUGGGGAUUAUCUCGGCCGGGGAUCCACUUCUUCUCCCGACAGGGAUACGCCCACAAACUCAUCCGCAGCGUCCUCGCGGAAUGGUCCAGAAGGUACCAAAGACCCUAACGCCACCACCCACCGCAUCAAAAAGAUUGAGAAGAUUCAGAAAGCGAUCAAGUCCGCUGUAGGACAUUGGGACGACGAGGAGGGAGAGAAAGAGUCCUCGUCGUCGUCGAUAGAAAAAAUACAGAAGCAUAUAAACACAAAUUCGACGGACGACGAUUGGGCGUUUUAGCGCCAGACUGUCGAUGGUGAUUGACACUGUCUAGUUUUGUCUGGCUUAGCUAGCCGCGUAAAGAGGAAGAAAAAUUAUCAUUACCCAAGACUGACGUUCUCUCGUAUUGCGAUGUUUUAUUAUUCUGUACAAAAACAACAACGAACUAUUUAGUUCAGUUGCUCUUUUGCUGUUUUGUUUUGUUUUGUAAUUUUGUUUCAAAACAAGGAAGGAUUGUACAAGUAUGUUUUGUAUAGGAAUUUUUUUCUCUUUGUUUCUUAGUAUUCCUCUGUUUCUGUACCCAUACAUUUUGCUGCAGGUGAGCAUUUGGCUUGUCAUAUUAUUUUACCCACAUUGUAUUACGUAUGUGGGGUGUUAAAAGCUUUAACAUGAAUGUGAAAAGCAUUCCUUAUAAGAAUCUAUCUAUAUAUAUAUAUUAUAUACGUAUAUAUAAUAGAAUGCUUUCACAGACACUGGACUUAUAUAAUUUUUGUGCACUCUUUCUCUCUUUCUCUUCUGACAGAGUGAGUUUUGUUCUUCCUUUGUUUUUCUUGUUGGAUUUAUCUCAGUAGCUGGAUCUGCAGGUGUUUGGGUUUUGUUUUUUUCUUUGUUUUACCCAAUGAAAGUUUCUAUAUCAAUAGUCUUUUACUUCUUUUGAGAGUGGACUCUUGGUUUAGUCUGACAGAAGCAAAGGGGUGAAUAGUUACUGUUGGCUACUGGUUUUUUCUGGACCUGGUCACGUUGGUACCAGAGGGCCAUUUCUUCACCAAGUGCUGGGCUCGACUGAGAGAGAAAAGUUGUGGUGGGAAUUUUGCAGGUGUUAAGUUUCACCCCUUUUCUGAUUCUUGCCCGUGUUUUGUCUUGGGCUGGCUGGUGUUCCAUCCGCGUUGAAUAUGAAUCUCCUCCCGUAUAGUGCUUUGUCGUCCAAAUCUUCAGUACUGAAACCACUGACGACAAAUUUGGAUUUAUAUGAAACAAAAAUUUUAUUUUCUCUCUUUACCAUUUUUGCAGAGGGCAACAAUUAUGUCUGCGAGCAUUCUCACGGUGGUUCAUAGUUCUCGGAAUGAAAGACUCAUUGUGUAAAAGGGAAA